This is a messenger RNA of Striga hermonthica, 1113 nucleotides long. NCBI's taxonomy places the organism in Eukaryota, Viridiplantae, Streptophyta, Magnoliopsida, Lamiales, Orobanchaceae. The record is from the annotation of a GenBank genome assembly.
AUGCUCCCUUGUUUGAAGCCAUCCGUACCAUCGGCAGGCAAUAAUAUAUCUUCCCCAGCUUCACAAGUUCAUUCAGGGGACAAUACGCCUGCAUCUAGCGUCCAGCUCUCGCCCACCAUCAACCUCAAUCGCGAAUACACUCGCGCCCUCCAAACAAACUCCUACAGCGAAAUCCGCAGAACAUUCGACCCGUCUGCCAACAUCCCCCCCGACCAGCAUGUCGAGACCGGCCACGCUGGCCUGUACAAUGUCCUCCAGCCGAGCCGCGAGCACGUCCAGGAAGCACUUUCCCAAAUCGCCCCUGGCUCCCUCUCCCGUCUCGUCACCACCUACUUCGAACAGAGUGAGCAGACCUCCCACCUGUGCCUGCACUUGUACCACGACAUUCAACAUGUCCGACUCGCUUACGGCCCCGUGCACGGCCUCAUCGAACACCUGCCGUUUGACUCCGGGUCGCACUCCCUCUCCACCUCCCAGUGCGAGGCGGCUUUCGAGGCCUUCGUCCGGUUUGACCAGCUGGAAAACCCGUUUCUACCCCCCGACUCCCUCAACUUCGAUGUAAUGCGUUCGUGCUUCUUGGACCUCAGGCGGCAGCUCGACCGCCGGCUCAAAAAAUCCCGAUCGACGCUUAACCGAAUGCGCCGGUGCUCGGUGGGGUCCGCUGUCUGCCUUAUUGUGGUUACUGUGGGCGUUGCUAUAUCUGCCGUGGCCAUAGGUGCGCAUGCUCUCGUGGCACUUGUGGCAGGCCCCAUGUGCCCGCCUGUCAUUCUGCCUUAUGGUGUGGGUAAAAAGGAGUUGGUGCAUUUGAGUCAGCUGGAUGCGGCAGCCAAAGGUGCGUACGUGCUGGGGAAUGACGUGGACACGAUUGAGAGGUUGGUGGCGAGGCUGCAGGCAGCGGUGGAGAACGAUAGGUUACUGGUGAGGUUAGGGGUGGAGAGAGGGCUCGAUGGGUACUCGAUUCAGGAGGUUCUGAAGCAGCUCGGUAGGAACCGGGCGAGCCUGGUGCAACAGCUCGAGGAUCUCGAGGAGCAUGUGUUUCUGUGCUUUGCGGCCAUCAACCGGGCCAGGGCGCUGCUGCUCCAGGAGAUUCGUGCGAGUCGGGAACCUACGUGA